AUAUGGCGGACAUGAAUUGAUUUUAUUUAGUUGAACGUGUUCAACUUCAAAAUGAAGGUCAUUUGGUGGAAUAUUACACGUAUUUUAUCUUGUUUUACAUACAUUAUCAACUUAAUCAAGAGAAUUUUCGGUAAAGGACGAAAUCGCAAGAACAGUGGCACGUCAAAUGCCUUGCCUGUUAUCAAUAGCACUGAUCCAAGUCAACUACAGCCGACGAAUGAGAGUACAACUCAAGACUCAGAGUGGACAGAGUGGGGUAAUGAUGAACAAUUUAGUAUCAAAAUAGAACCCUCUACCCCACCCCCCUCAAAUCAGCAAGAUGACACCAGUGCUGAGCUGAAUACUGAGGAUUUAUUUAGAGACAUGACCCCAGUGUUCAAGAAAGCAAAAAAGAUUGUAAUUAAAUCCAAGCAAACAGAGUCUGUAUUACAAAGUAAUAGUUCACCAAGCCGACUCAAUUUUGACAUGAACUAUCCACCGACACAGACCGAUCUGGGAUCGUGGGAGGACACAWCGGGAGGAUGGGAUGAAAAUGAAAUAACAGAAAGGGAAAUCGAAUGGGAAACUGAAAAUGUCAUAAAACAGAAAAAACAAGCCGAACGUGAAAGACGAGCGCUAGAGCARCAAAGACGUAAAGAAGAGCGAGAAGCGCUUCGUUUAUCAAAGAAAAACCAGCAACAUCUUGGAGUAAAAGUCAACGCCUGACCAGACAUUAUGAACACUAAUGAAUGGAUAAUAUCCAGUAAUCAAUCUGUUUGCCAGGGAAAAUCUUUGGGUUACUCAACAGUCGGUAUUUUGAACUCAAUUUCAUAAUAAUUUAAUUUAAGUUUUUAGUAAUUUAUGUUCUCCCGUGUCAAGUGAAUUAUUAAGGCUACUUGGACGAAAUUUGCAAAACAUUAGGGUGCUUUCCAUUUAGGCAGAACUGGCCGGCCAGUCCACUCUAUUUAGAGGUUUUCGAGGUUUUCUG
Exaiptasia diaphana is the source of this 967-nucleotide messenger RNA. Its product is annotated as receptor-binding cancer antigen expressed on SiSo cells. The transcript has 4 exons. The coding region runs from base 52 to 705 and encodes 217 amino acids. Gene Ontology annotation, cellular component: secretory granule. Lineage: Eukaryota; Metazoa; Cnidaria; Anthozoa; Actiniaria; Aiptasiidae. The record is from RefSeq and is a predicted model, not a curated record.